UUGUUGAUUCAUUUGUAUUGACGAAAUUAUCAUUACCGGUGCUUGAAUUUUGCUCGAUUUGGUUUAUAUUUAAAGAUGAUGAAGUUGAUGAUGACGAUAAAUCAGGACUUGGAUAUUCACGAUCAUUCAUCAUAUCCAAAUAA
Molecule: messenger RNA, 143 nt
Organism: Entrophospora sp. SA101
Lineage: Eukaryota; Fungi; Glomeromycota; Glomeromycetes; Entrophosporales; Entrophosporaceae
Source: the annotation of a GenBank genome assembly